AUUACUCAAGUUUGUUGGAAGAAGUUUGUGCUCAUUUGGAGAGAGGCACACACACAGUUAGGGCUCCAGAGAGAGAAGAAGGAAAAGACGCAACUUUCUCCUUCAUUUUUUUAUUCAGAUAACCCAGUGCGCUUUUUAAUUUUUUUUUUUUUUCUGAAGGAAAGCGAAAAACAACAAUCUCUAAGGCAGCGCGCUGAAUUUGGAGACGCAUUUUGGGGGGGGAAGAGAACUCAGCGAUCCCGUUCGGAUUUGGAUGUGAAAAGUGGCAAAGGGUGUAAGACAGAGCCAGAGGAAUGUAUCAAAAUCGGGCCGCGGUGCGGGAACGUCUGUGGAGAUGUCCAGCCUGCGCUCUGUGGAUCUCCCUGCUGCUCCAAGGCGUGCUGGACAUGAGCGCGUCCGGAUCAGAGCUUCCCCAGGACCUCAGUGUACUUGCUGCCACCUCGUGGAAUGCCACAGAAGGGGCAUUUAUCCGGCUCGAAGCUCCCAUGAACAACAUAACAACGUCGCUGGGUCAAACGGCAGAGCUUAUUUGCCGCGUCUCUGGGAACCCGCAGCCUGUCGUGCGUUGGCUGAAAAACGACGCCCCAGUGGUGCAGGAGCCGAGGCGGGUCUCCUACCGGUCCAUGUCGUACGGAUCACGACUGCGAAUCCGCAACCUGGACACCACAGACACAGGAUACUUCCAGUGCGUUGCGACAAAUGCGCAUGGUACCGUUUCCACAACAGGGGUUCUGUUUGUCAAAUUUGAUCCACUCCCUACACCUCUAUCAGGACGGCCAACGGUGGAUCUGAAUGAAGAUGGAUUCUGCCAGCCGUACAGAGGCAUAGCCUGCGCUCGUUUCAUCGGAAACCGCACCAUCUACGUCGAUUCCCUGCAGAUGCAGGGGGAGAUUGAGACUCAGAUCACAGCUGCCUUCACCAUGAUUGGAACUUCCAAUCACUUGUCGGACCGUUGCUCCCAGUUUGCCAUCCCCUCCCUUUGCCACUUUGCCUUCCCAACAUGCGACCGCACCUCAGGCAUCGACAAACCUCGGGACCUUUGUAAGGACGAAUGUGAGAUCCUGGAGAAUGAUUUAUGCAAGACGGAGUACAUCAUCGCCCGCUCCAACCCCAUCAUACUGAAAAGCCUAAAGCUGCCAAAUUGUGACGAGCUAGCUGCCUUCGACAGCCCAAAGGCAGCCAACUGUUUAAGGAUCGGAAUUCCCAUGGCUGAACCCAUUAACAAGAGUCACAAGUGUUACAACAACACUGGGGCAGAUUACAGAGGGACAGUGAGCGUGACCAAAUCGGGCCGUCAGUGUCAGCCGUGGAAUUCGCAGUAUCCUCACAGCCACACCUUCCUGGCUGUCCGCUACACAGAGCUGAACGGGGGCCAUUCUUACUGCCGCAACCCGGGGGAAACCCAUGAAGCCCCCUGGUGCUUCACGCUGGAUGACACUGUCCGCAUGGAGCUCUGCGACAUCCCAAUCUGUGACCAUAAAGACAAGUCAGGUGGCAGCAUAGAUAUCCUCAAGAUUUUAGUUCCCAGUGUGUCGAUCCCGCUGGCCAUAGUUUUGCUUUUCUUCUUCAUCUGCGUGUGCCGCAACAACCAGAAGUCUUCCAGGCCCCCAGCUGCUCGUCCACCGAAACCGGUCCGAGGUCAAAAUGUUGAGAUGUCUAUGCUCACGACUGCCUACAAACCAAAGAGUAAAGCCAAAGAGCUUCCCCUGUCAGCGGUGCGUUUCAUGGAGGAGCUUGGGGAAUGCACGUUGGGGAAGAUCUACAAGGGUCAUCUGUACCUGCCAGGCAUGGACCAGGCACAGCUGGUGGCCAUUAAGACUCUGAAGGAUAUUUCCACCGCCCAGCACUGGACAGACUUCCAGCAGGAGGCCACCGUGCUGACGGAGCUUCAGCACCCAAACGUGGUCUGUCUGCUCGGUGUGGUUACCCAGGAGCAGCCGGCCUGCAUGCUGUUYGAGUUUCUGCCACAAGGGGACCUCCACGAGUUUCUGAUCAUGCGUUCRCCRCACUCUGAUGUCGGCUGCAGCAGUGACGAGGACGGCACUGUGAAAUCCAGCCUGGAUCAUGGAGACUUUCUGCAUAUGGCCAUACAGGUUUCUGCAGGGAUGGAAUAUCUAGCCAGUCACUUCUACAUCCAUAAAGACCUCGCAGCCAGGAACAUUUUAGUCGGUGAGCAGCUCCAUGUGAAGAUUUCUGACCUGGGUCUCUCCAGAGAGAUCUACUCCUCCGACUACUACUGCAUCCGGCCCAAGACUAUGCUGCCCAUCCGCUGGAUGCCCCCUGAGGCCAUCGCCUACGGGAAGUUCACCACGGACUCGGACAUCUGGUCRUUUGGGGUGGUGCUGUGGGAGCUCUUCAGCUACGGCCUGCAGCCCUACUACGGCUUCUCCAACCAGGAAGUGAUGGAGAUGGUGAGAAAGAGGCAGCUGCUGCCCUGCCCUGAGGAUUGCCCACCAAGGUUUUAUGGUUUGAUGACGGAAUGCUGGCAGGAAGGACCCACACGGCGACCGCGCUUCAAAGACAUCCACWGCCGCCUGCGAGCGUGGGAGGGGCUGUCUUCCCAUGCCAGCUCCAGCACGCCCUCUGGUGGAGGAGGCAACGCCACCACCCAGACAACCUCGCUCAGCGCCAGUCCCGUCAGCAACCUCAGCAACCCCCGCUUUGCCACCGCCGCCGGRUACCUCUACCCCGCCCAGGCCAUCCCUGCACCGGGACAGAUGGCUCCGAUUCCGGCCUGGACGCCGAUGGCUGUGCCCCAAACCCAUCAGCGCUUCAUCCCCGUCAAUGGAUACCCCAUCCCACCGGGGUACGCGGCCUUCCCAGCUCACUUUGCAGCUCCGGCUCCGCCCACUAGAGUAAUCCAGCACCACCUGCCGCCUCCUAAGAGCCGCUCGCCCAGCAGUGCCAGCGGCUCCACCAGCACGGGUCACGUCAGCGGGGUGCCUUCCACCACGGGCUCCAACCACGAGGCCAACACGCCGCUGCUGUCUCACUGYGUCAUGCCRGGAAACGGCGGAGGGCAGGGCCAGGUUUACGGACAAGUUUCCCAAAAAGGGGUGAUGCAGAUUGACCACGGUUCGCAAACUGCAGCUCUUCUCACUCCGGACUCUGACGUGCUGAUGUACAAUGACUCGGUCAUCACCGCAGACCUGUAAACGGGCAGAGGUAUGUUCACUCUCUWCCUGCUCRAGGACCCAUGCAUGAGAAGCUCUGCCUCUCAGCCAGGGAGCAGAAUCACAGUUCAUCUUUGGUCAAAGGUGAGACCAGGCAGAUGCAGACUUGUACACACUGCUGGUUGUGCAGAAACAAAAAAAAMCAACAAAAAAAAACUUUGCUGCAACUGCAUAAGUAUUGCAAACGGAUGUCCGACUUUCCUUACUGUUUAAAGUGUACUUACUAUCAUGGCUUAACAAUGUUACUAUGGUAAUCUCUGUAAAUACAGUACAUAAAAGUGUUGUGUGAAUGAUGAAAAUACGUAUAAAUAUAUAUUCAAAAGAACUUUUUAAGACGAGCAGUGUGAUGGUAAAACGAGAAAAAGUAGCAAGUCCACCCUCCAUCCGUUUAAACAGAUUUUAUUUGACCCUGGCAGUGAGUGUCAGUCUCUCUUAAUAGACUGUUUCAUACAGAGACAUAAACAUUCAUGAGACUUCCUUUGGGUGCCUUGCAGCUACGCUCCUGAAUACMCAUACCGACUCAAGAAAUAAAAUGGUUAGUCAAGCAAGACCAACUGUUGGCUUCCAGUGAGAAGAUCAACAUGCUGGUUUCCUACUCCACCCUUUGGAUUCAGGACUCAAGCAUGUCUGGUUCUGUGCUUCCUGAGAGYUGGCAGUUCUGCAGUGAAAUUUAGGUGACAUCCACUGGGAUGGAGCUCAUGUUUUAUUGUCAAGGCCAUUCAUCAAAAUCACAGAGAGGGCAUCCCAAUUAAUAACAUAUCCUAGAAAAUGACAGCUGAAUGUUUGCUUUUGUUUUASUUUGUUUAUCUGCAUUUUCAACAUGAAUGACACUUUCUCUUUGCAAAAAAAAAAAACCAUAUUCCCCUCUGCUUAAACUGAGUUGCUCAAAACAAAGAAGUUUGUUGCAUCAGGAUCCAGAUARCAUGCAUCCUUUACAUAGCUAGCGAUUUUGUUGUUGGAUACAGAUUYAAAGGAGGUAGUUUAGUUUUUUUAAAAAGCCAUUUUUGUCAUUUGAUUGCAGUCAGAGUCAUUAUAGUUUGGAGAAUUAGAAAGAAACUCUCAUGGAGGAGUCAAACUUCCAACUAAUCAAAACGGGAGCCAUACUGGUGUGAAUUUCAACAAUCUAAACUCAAUUAUAAAAAUGUUUUUGCACUUGAUCCAUGACACGUUUUUUUUUAUGACGUUGCUAUUUUCACAACCAAACAAAAACACUUUAUCAGCUUCAGUCAAAUUAAAUUGUAGUUAUGGKAAAAAAAAGUUAARAGAAUGUUUAGGACGAAAUAKAGAGAGAGAAGAUCUAUURGCAAUAGCAUGACUCUUGGACUAAUUUCAACAGCAAUGGGAUCGUUCAGCAGGCACAGUAACAGUUAGUGUAAUGCAGCUACACAUUCAAAUUAU
Poecilia reticulata (guppy) is the source of this 4571-nucleotide messenger RNA. It is a transcript of the gene ror1, whose product is annotated as receptor tyrosine kinase-like orphan receptor 1. Gene Ontology annotation, molecular function: protein kinase activity; ATP binding; Wnt-protein binding. Gene Ontology annotation, biological process: multicellular organism development; positive regulation of kinase activity; protein phosphorylation. The record is from RefSeq and is a predicted model, not a curated record. Gene Ontology annotation, cellular component: signaling receptor complex; plasma membrane. Lineage: Eukaryota; Metazoa; Chordata; Actinopteri; Cyprinodontiformes; Poeciliidae.